GCGUGUUGAUGACGCUUUCAUCCACAACAACAACAGAACUCAGCUGCUGUAAAGCUAACUAGCCGGCCUAGUUAUUCUGAGAUUUUCUUAAUAUUUUCUUUUACAUUUAAAGUUGUAUUGGUGCCUUAAUACUUAAUACUUCAUUAUUCGUUCGGUUAUGACGUUGUUGUAUAAUAUCGAUUUCAGUUCUUCUUUUAUAUUGAGUUUGUAAGUCUUUGGCUGCUAGGCUAGCAGUGCUAAUAUGUUAGCUUUCAAACCGAGUAGAGCUCGGAGCCUCUCCUCCAGCUGAAGACCAGAAAUAUUUAUGGCAAAGCCAGAACACAAGACCUACCGGUGGAGAUUCUGACCUCCACCAGUAAACGCCAACCUUUCGUCAUCUGUCAAAAAUGUCGCCACAGAAGAAACUUCUCAUCCCAGUGAGCAGCAGGCGGAAAGCCGUGGACGACUUCUUUCCCUUUAACUCGCUGCCUGUGGAGUGCCAGCUGCAUGUCUUGUCCUUCCUGAACGAGUUGGACAAAUGCAGCUGCGCGCUGGUUUGCCUGAGUUGGAGUUGCCUGGUCCGAUCGUGGAAACUGUGGCGGGUCGCAGACUACUCUCGUCGUGGCGCCUUCCAUCUAGGUCAGGAGGGGCUGCUGGUUUCCAACCGGGAGUUUGAGCGGUGGAAGUCUUGGGUCCACCACUACACCCACCAUUUGGUCUCCCGACGGGCCAGCUUGCUCACGCUAAAGGCCAGCUUCGACCUGGGAGACCGCUGCAACAAGUGGAGCGAACUGCUGAGCCACCUGCUGGAUAACGUCCACUGCAGGGACCUCAGUCAUCUGGAUCUCAACUGGACCUUUACCCUCUUUGAGCCACUGGACCUCAGGGUCCACUCCAGCUCCAGUUCACACCAGGACAGCAUAACGAAGAUGGAUCAGGUGACCAGCUUUCAGGAGCUACUUGGCAAACUCACACACAGUUGCCCUCGAAUCUCCAAGAUGCGUUUACAUUUUGACUGGUCGGAUUUGUCUGUGUCCCUGUUAACCCGGUUCCAGCAGCUGCGAAUCCUCGAGCUCAAGUAUUUCUGGGUCUUCAAACUAGUGACCCCCUCCACGCUGCAGACGCUCACCAAAUCACUGCCUAACUUAAAGUCGCUCACUUUGCACAUCCUGGUGCCGCUGAGGAACCUCGGGAUCUCCUACACAUUGGAGUCCAAGUCUCUGGAGUUUCUGGACGUCUCGCCCAGCCGAGGCUUGGUCUUCUCCUGCCUGAAGCUGCCAGCUCUGAGAGAACUCCGAGCUAAGAAGAUAGUUCGAGGUAUCACGCUGGAUCGUAGGACAAGGCUCAGGAUCCAGAGCCGGUGGCCUUGUCUGUACCAUGUUCUCCAGCAGGGGACACCGAAGCUUCAGGCCCUGAACAACGAGAGGCUCCUUCCUACGUGGAGAGAGAAGAGCUACGGGGAACUGACGGCCAUCCUGGAACAGUCCUGUUACUGUGUGCAGCAUCUAGACAGCUGGCUGUGGUAGUCAGCUGAGACUGAAUAUCCAUUGGUGGGUAAAUCCCAGCAAGAAGUAGAACACUACUUUUACACUCCACAUUUUACGCAAACAAACUGAUUCUGCAAAGGGACAGAGUAAAAUCUCAUUGCUGCAGAUGAAAAAUGAGGUUUGACUGCAGGAUCCUCCCAGUUCCUAAACUGGAAUCUGCUCUUUGUGUAAAAACAUGCGCUGAAAUGAGGCAAUGAUGUACAGCAGGUUUGUAAUCAUUUGUUCGAUAAUCUGCAAAAACAAAAGGUGCUUUUUGCUAAUCACAUUCUGCUGCACCAGCCAGGAAACGAGCAGAGCCUCACGUAUGCAGAUCAGGACUGUAUGAAGAAUAAUCUUCUCUUUUGAGUUGUUGAAAACAUCUUAAACCUGUUGUCAAGGAAACAAACAAUGGAGAGUAAAGGCAAAAUAUUUUCUGGAAAGUCUUAUUUUCAUCUGAGAUAAAAUAAACAUUAUUUCCAUUCAUGCAUACUGAUUUCAGUUGCAUAUUUUUAGAAAUGGUUAUAAAACUGUUCAAAACUAAAAUCUAGCGGCAUCUUAAUUAAAGUACAAAAUGUAGAAAUUAACGCAGGUAAUUUAAUCAGUAAUAAGUUCUACUGAUCAGUUUUGCUAUUAUCACCACUGCCUGUGUGGCCUUACUUUGAAUUACAGUGAGUAAAAAAUCUAAUAUCUUUAAAAUUAAGGACCUUUUUAUAAUGAGUUAUAUUUAGAUGACAUCCUUCAAUUUUCCUCAUUACUGUUUAGUUUUUGAUCAUUUUAAUUUAGUUACUGAGAGAACAUCCAAAUCAGAAAGGGCUGUUGCACUGUUCAUUGGGCCUGUAGGUCCUUUGGGACCAGGGUUUUAAACUGUUUAAAAACACAUUUUUGGUUUAGAUACCAAAAGGCAGCACUUUAAAUGUUUGAAUUUUUAACAAUUACGUAACAUAAAGAUGAUUUCUUACAAAUCUUACUCUAUAGAAUCUAUAGAAUCUUUAGUGUGGGAUAAUCCAAUCCAUAUUUUAGCAAGUUUUUUAAUGUUGAUGAUUUUAGAAUGGAGGUCUUCUAAAGUUGGUCUAGAUGCAAUAAAAACAGUGAAACAGCCCUUUACCAAACUGCCUAAUCAGGAACCAGCUUGUUGUUUUUGUUUUAAGACUGAAAAAUGAAAGUCCAGAUCCAAAUACUGUGCAUAUUUAAUGAUAAUUUAAAAAUAUUGAUCUUGUAGUCUGGUUUUAUCAGUGUGCUCCAAACAUAAUAAAACAACAUUUCCUGAAUGUUCUGAACCUUUUAAUGUGGAUUAAAUGUAGCUGAUUUUACAAUGCAGUCUCAUCUGCACAAACAGUACUGAACCUAAUUCUAUUUUAUUUUCCGCCCAAGCAGUUUGAGUUUCGUUUAAUCCGCGGAUCUUAAGGCACUUUGUUGUUUAACGGUCACAGCUUUGGGUCUGGCAUUGCCCAUGCUUGUUAAACAUACAGAUAUUAAAACAAAACAAAGUAAAUGUCCUGUGCUCUGUUAUCCUAAAUAUUCAUAAAAAGCUGAUGGAUCAAUAUACAUACAAUUAGUAGGAACCUGGUUUUAAAACUGUGAAAAGGUAAUUUUAUGGCAGCUUUUAAAUUCACUUUUUUUACUGUUUUACUCCCCCUCUUAUUUCUAUAUAUUUGCAUUUCUCAUAAAAGGACACAUUUUCUUCGAAUUUGUUUUCAGUCUUGAAAUGACCGUCUAAUAUUAUUAUUUCAGGGGAGAAAAAAAUCUAAUGAAUUUAAAAAUAAAAACUGUUGUUAAUCAUUUCAAUUUAAUUUUAUAAAAUUAUUUUAGGUUUUGCUCCUUUUUCUUAAAAUAAAAUCUCUGGAACAUUUUGCCUUUUUUUCCAUGGUAUCAGAAUAUCUAGACCAAUCUUCACUUUGAAACAUGAUGUGUACUGUACUAUUAAACUGAACUAAUGUUAUUUGAUUAAAUUAAUGAAUAUCAGUUAAAGGUAUCUUCAAAUAAGUGAUGGAAGAUCUGUAGAGAAAUUUGCACAAGAGAGAUGAGGUCAAAGUUAGGUAUGCAGUAAGUAUUUAAAACUGAAUAUUGGUCUGGAUAUGUUGAAAUGAGCUUUUAAGCUAAAGCUGAAAUCAGUUGUAAGUAAAGAUGUAGAGAAGACGAACUGAAGCUCCGCUCUGAAAACGAGCUGAAAACUGUUUGUGUGUUUCUGGCUCGACUGCUGAAUACUUUGCACGUUCAGAUAGUCACUGUUAAGCUGGUGUAAUUCCAAUCAACGUCUGCCAGGAAUGCAAAAUGAGACUUAAUUCCAGUGCUGGACCACAUUGCUCCAAAUUGCUGGUGCUCCUUUUCAGCUUAUUUUGUUUAUGCCAUUCCUCCUUUAGCAAAGGGAGCCGUCAAGGUUUCGAAGCAUUUGUUCUGACGGCAUUUAAGUGAAGAACACCCGCAGCGCCUGAUUUUUGUAGACCUUUUGCACAGUUCUGUUGCCUCCAUGGAAGGUGGUAUGCAGGGAAAUGCGACAGAUCGCAUUCCAGCUUUUCAAGACUGGUUGCAGAGAAAUCCAAUCAGUUUGAUUUGCAGUUUUCCUCCAGAUCAGCAGAGGUCCCUGUUUUCAAAGAUUUGGUCCUGUAGAUUUCUGUGUUUACUGCUGCAUAGUGUAACAGUAGGCUUUUGUGAAAUUAAAUGUGAGAACUGUCUGACAUUUUUUAUUUCUGCUCUGUGGUGGUCAAGUUUCUAUCGCAGCUUAGCGCACCACCUUCUCUUCAAAUUUACUGAAUGAUUUAAACGAUGACCCUUUUCCCAUUUCUGGGAAUUAUUUCCUCCUUUACACGAGCAGGAGGCACUGACAUGUACACAGUUGUAACAUCCAGUCCACUUGUUUCUCAUAAUAAAAAGACUGAGAUUUCA
Molecule: messenger RNA, 4388 nt
Organism: Girardinichthys multiradiatus
Lineage: Eukaryota; Metazoa; Chordata; Actinopteri; Cyprinodontiformes; Goodeidae
Exons: 3
Coding region: 387-1505 (372 amino acids)
Biological process (GO): protein polyubiquitination; SCF-dependent proteasomal ubiquitin-dependent protein catabolic process
Cellular component (GO): SCF ubiquitin ligase complex
Molecular function (GO): protein binding
Source: RefSeq, a predicted model, not a curated record